CUCAUCGGUUCUAGACUUCCUCUAACUUCUUCUAACCUGUGUUGGGCUCUGAAUUCUCGAUUCAUUGAUAUGUAAGGUUAGAAUUUAUGUGGUCUGUUCACACGAAUUAUAAUUGAUUAUGAUGGACGAUACAACGAUGGAUAUAAUAAUCGACACGCGAGGACAACCCGAACUUUUAACAAAAGAUAAACUCAUAGAAAGUGAUGUUGAUAGUGAUAUUAAUAGCGAAAAUGAAGCUGAUGAAGACGACCAUGAGUUUGAUGAUGCUGAUUUUGAUCCAACCAAACUUAAGAUAAAGAAAUUUAAGGAAAAAAAGAAACAAUUUAAAAGCACAAACAAUGACAUAGAUUUGGACGAGUUCGAAACUGAAAUGGGAUGGAAGAACCGUAGAAGAAUUCAGCCAAAAAAUGCCAUUAAUGUUAUAAAGGUAAUAAAGGAUAUAUCUCCAAUAGAAAAAAUUUUAGAAAAAAGUGCUAUAAAACCUGGAUUUGAACAAUUAGAGUGUGUUCCAAGAUAUGAUGAAAGUAUGAAAAGGCUUAGAGCUCAGAGACGUAGGGAAAGAGAAAAGACUAAAGGAAAGGCAUGGUUUAAUUUACCUGCGACCGAGGUAACGGAAGAAGUAAAACGUGAUUUGGAAAUUAUUCAAAUGAGAUCGGUGCUGGAUCCAAAACGGUUUUAUAAGAAGAACGAUCUAAAGGUUAUUCCUAAAUACUUUCAAAUUGGGAAAGUGGUUGAUUCUCCAUUGGAUUAUUAUAAUGGACGUCUCACAAAGAAGGAGAGGAAACGUACAAUAGUUGAUGAAUUAAUGGCUGAUGCAGAAUUUUCAAAGUAUAACAAAAGAAAGUACAAAGAAAUUAUAGAUGAAAAGAAAAAAUUACAAUACAAAGCUCACAAACAUGCAAAAAGACUCAAAAAGGGAAAGAAGAAAUGAUAUCAUUAAAUUGUCUAAAUAUUAAAUGACUAACUUCUAAAUAUAAGUUUCAAUAUAAACUUCAACAAUUUACUUCCUGUCUGUAUGUUUCAUAUAUUAUAAAAAAACAAAAGGAUAUAAAA
Orussus abietinus is the source of this 1053-nucleotide messenger RNA. RefSeq names its product deoxynucleotidyltransferase terminal-interacting protein 2. Gene Ontology annotation, biological process: RNA processing. Bases 119 to 931 code for a protein of 270 amino acids. The transcript has 2 exons. Gene Ontology annotation, molecular function: RNA binding. Lineage: Eukaryota; Metazoa; Arthropoda; Insecta; Hymenoptera; Orussidae. The record is from RefSeq and is a predicted model, not a curated record. Gene Ontology annotation, cellular component: nucleolus.